Cricetulus griseus (Chinese hamster) is the source of this 876-nucleotide messenger RNA. The record is from RefSeq and is a predicted model, not a curated record. Lineage: Eukaryota; Metazoa; Chordata; Mammalia; Rodentia; Cricetidae.
AAAGUCAGGCUGAGAGUCGCGUUGUGGUGAUGUCAUCAGAGCAGCGCUGACUGAAUCCAUUCUAAGUAGGGCGACUGUGGCAGCUCUUUCGCUGAGGGGGCGGUGGACUGCCGGUGGCAUGUUACCGGCUAUGAAUACUGUGGAGGCGGAAGAGGAGUACGCGGAGGAUUGUCCUGAACUGGUCCCCAUUGAGACCAACAAACAAGAGGAGGAAAAUCUUGACUUCAUCGUUAAGAUUCCAGUCACAAUUAUCACCGGGUAUUUAGGUGCUGGAAAGACAACACUUCUGAACUAUAUUUUGACUGAACAGCAUAAUAGAAAAAUUGCAGUUAUUUUAAAUGAAUUUGGAGAAGGGAGUGCAGUAGAGAAAUCCUUAUCUAUCAGUCAAGGUGGAGAACUCUAUGAAGAGUGGCUGGAACUUAGAAACGGUUGCCUCUGCUGUUCUGUGAAGGACAAUGGCCUUAGAGCUAUAGAGAAUCUGAUGCAAAAGAAGGGGAAAUUUGAUUACAUACUCUUAGAGACCACUGGACUAGCAGAUCCUGGUGCAGUGGCUUCUAUGUUUUGGGUUGAUGCUGAAUUAGGAAGUGAUAUUUAUCUUGAUGGUAUCAUAACUGUUGUAGAUUCAAAAUAUGGAUUAAAACAUUUAACUGAAGAAAAACCCAAUGGCCUUGUCAAUGAAGCUACGAGGCAAGUUGCUUUGGCAGACAUGAUUCUUAUCAAUAAAACAGACUUGGUUUCAGAAGAGGAGCUAAACAAAUUAGCUGCAACUAUCAGAUCAAUAAAUGGACUGGGAAAAAUUUUAGAAACUCAAAGAUCAAGAGUUCAUCUCUCAAAUAUAUUAGAUCUCCAUGCCUAUGAUACUCUCACUGGAAUAAG